AUGCGCGAGAUCAACGCCGCGUUCGAGGCGCUGCGGCGCGCGCUGCCGCCGCUGCAGCAGCGCGCCGGCGAGAAGGUCACCAAGGUGGCGACGCUGCGCCUCGCCAUCCGCUACAUCACCGAGCUGACGCGCGCGCUCGAGACCGUGUCGUACUCGCCGCCGUCGCCCGCGCUGCUGCCGGCGCCGUGCGGCCAGCAGCAGGAGGUCUUCUCCGUGCCCUACUCCGCGCUGCAGACCCAGCAGCUGCCGCCGCAGCUGCCACCGCAGCAGCAGACUGUCGGCGAGGCGGCGGCGCUGCAGCUGGGGGUGUCGGCGGCGGUGUCGCUGCCCCCGGUGUCGACGCUGAUCCUGCCCUGCUGA
Messenger RNA from Schistocerca nitens (vagrant locust), 360 nucleotides. RefSeq names its product mesoderm posterior protein 1-like. The record is from RefSeq and is a predicted model, not a curated record. Bases 1 to 360 code for a protein of 119 amino acids. The transcript has 3 exons. Gene Ontology annotation, biological process: mesoderm formation; regulation of transcription by RNA polymerase II. Gene Ontology annotation, molecular function: DNA-binding transcription factor activity, RNA polymerase II-specific; RNA polymerase II cis-regulatory region sequence-specific DNA binding; protein dimerization activity. NCBI's taxonomy places the organism in Eukaryota, Metazoa, Arthropoda, Insecta, Orthoptera, Acrididae. Gene Ontology annotation, cellular component: nucleus.